AUGUUUGUCAAAUUUGAGAGACAUUCAGAUCGUGUAAAAAGUGUAUCUUUCCAUCCUCAUCGUCCUUGGGUGUUAAGUGCACUUCAUUCAGGUGUAAUAGAACUAAUUGAUUAUCGGAUGAAAAAGCGUAUAGCAACAUAUGAAGAUCACAAAGGUGCAGUUCGAUCAGUUUAAUUCCAUCCAUAAUUGAAUCUAUUUUGUUCUGGAGGAGAUGAUUAUACAGUAAGAGUAUGGAAUUUUAAAUCAUGUCAAUUUGUAUUGAAAGGACAUUUAGAUUAUGUAAGAUGUGUUACAUUCCAUCCAAUUAAUCCUUGGGUAUUAUCUGGAUCUGAUGAUUAAACAGCUAGAGUAUGGAAUUAUUAAAGCAGAUAAACUAUUGCUAUAUUAACAGGACAUACACAUUAUAUAAUGUCAUGUCAUUUCCAUCCAACUUAAGAUUUCAUAGUGACUUGUUCAUUAGAUUAAACAGCAAGAUUAUGGAAUUAUGGAGUACUUAAAUAAAGAUAUGCAUAAAAGAAGAAUCAAGAGUAUGUACUUUCUGGUGCUGAAGUAUAAGUAAUUGCAAUUAUGGAUGGACAUAAAGAUUAAUUAAAUUGGUGUGCUUUUCAUAAAUCUGAACCAUUUAUUAUAACAAGUGGUGAUGAUAAAAAUAUUAAAUUAUGGAAAUACAAUGAAAAUAAAGCAUGGGAAUUUGAUUCAUUUACAGGACACACUAAUAAUGUUUGUUGUGCUGAAUUUCAUUCAAAAGGAGAUGUCAUUAUUUCAGAUUCUGAAGAUCAUACUAUUAGAAUAUGGGAUUUUACUACUAGAAAAUAAAUUGCACUUUAUGAAAAUUAACAUUAUGAUAGAUAUUGGAUAGUAACUUGUCAUCCUAAUAAUUAUUAUUUUGCUUGUGGUUCUGAUACUAUGCUUUAAGUAUUUACAUUACAUAAAGAUCGUGUACCUAUUCUAUUAGUUAAUGAAAGAUAUUUAUGUAUGGCUGAAUAAAAAAUACUUAAAGUAAUUGAAUUGAAUUCUGAAUAAUAAUAAAUUAUAAGAGAUAUUUCUACUCUUAUUAUUCCAAAUCCAACUGUUCUUGAAGAUAAUAUAGAAUCAAUUGAUUACAAUACAUAUGAUACUUAAAAAACAUAAUUAAUGGUUAGAUGUAUAAGAUCUCUUAAAGAACCAAAUAAAUUAAAGAGACAUUUACUUAUUGCAUUUUAACCUUAGAAAGGUGAUUCUGGAGUUAAAUAAUUCCAUUCUAAAUCAGCUUGUUUUAUUGGAAAAAAUAAAAUUGCUCGUAUUAAUUAAGAAUCAAAAAUUGAAUUAUAUAAUUAUGAAACUGAUGCAGUCUCUUUAAUUGAUGAUAAAUAGGCUUCAAAAAUAUUUACUGCACCUGGAGGCAAACUAUUAAUUUAUAGAGAAAAUAUAAAUGAAAAUAAAAUGUAAAAUGUAUCAGAAAAUAGUUAUUUAGAAUUAUUUGAUCCACUAACAAAAUAAGGUAUACAUUAAAUUGAAUAUUCUAAUGCUAAAUAUGUUCAAUAUCAUGAUUCCUAUUUAAUUGUAUAAGGAAAAUUAUCAUUAACUAUUCUUACAAAAUAACUUUAAAAAUUAAUUGAAAUUCAAGAACAAAUUAAUAUUAAAUCAUUUAUUUGGGUUAAUAACUUUAUAAUCUAUACAACAAAAAGCCAAAUUAAAUAUUUAUUAUUAAAUGGUGACACUGGAGUAUUAAAAUCUACUGAAAAUAUUCUCUAUUUAGUGAAAGGAGAAGAAUAAUAGUAAAAUAAAUUAAAAUUAAUUUCAGUUGAUAACACUGCAUAAUAUAUAACAUAAGUAUUGGAUAUUCAAGAACCAUUAUUUAAAAUUGCCAUUUUAAAUAAGGAUCUUAAUGCAAUUCAUAAAUUUGUUGAGAAUAAUUAAAAUGAAGCUGUACUCUCUUACUUAUAUUAAAAAAGAUUAGCAUCUGUAGCUUUAAAAUUAGUCAAAGAUAAAUGGGGUAAUCAAAUAUUAUAUUAAUAAUAGCUAAAUUUUCAUUAUCUUUAGAUUCUGGUAAUUUGGAGUAAGCAUAUAAAGCUGCUAUAGAAAUCAAAGAUACUAAUUUAUUUGAAUAAUUAAGAUCAGAAGCUCUAAGAUAAGGUAAUAAUUUAUUGGUUGAUGUAUGUGACUAAUAACUUAAUUAAUUUGAUAGAUUGGCCUUUUUAUAUUUGUGUACUGGUAAUAUUGAAAAAUAAGAAAAAUUAUAAAACAUAUAACCUAAUUACAUAUAUUAAUCCUAAAUUUAGAAAUAAAAAUCUAUUAAAUAAAAUCUACCAAAAUUAGCUUAAAUUAUAGAUCAUCUUAAUGGAAAUAGUUAAAAAUUAGAUAAGAAUCAAUAAGAAACUAUUGAAUGGAUAAAAUCACUUGGUGGAAGUCAAACAUUAAUACCACCAAUUCCAAUAAUGAAAUAUAAAAAUGAUUCAUGGCCAUUGUAUUAAAUGAAUGAGUAAGAUAUAAUCAAUCUUGAAGUAACUGAAGAAUCAAUAGCACCAUAAGAUAUAUUCACUAUAUAAAAAUAAGUAAUAGAAGAAACACAAAUAGAAGAAUAAAUUAAUAAUGAUGGUUAAUGGGGAUUAGAAGAUGAACCAGAAGAAGAAUUCUUUGAACCUAAAGUAAUAUAGGAAAAGGAUAAAAAUAUUGAUUAAAAUGCAUUAAGGGGAGUAUUCUUGGAAUAAAAAGGAGAAGUAGCUAUUAAAUAUUUUGCUGCUGGUGAUUAUGAAACAGGGAUUAAGUUAUUAAAACAGCAAAUAAAUUUUAAUAAUCAAUAAUAAUUAUUGAAAUUAUUAACAGGAGUAACAUCUUUUUAAGUUGUAACUUCUAUUCCAUAUUUGAAUACUUCAACUUUACCAGUUAAAUUAAAUAGAUUGAAUGAAAUUAAGACUCUUAUCAAAUAAGGUAUUUAUAGCAUUAUUUUAUUAUAGGAUAUAAAUAUACAACCGACGCUAAAUUUGGAGAAGUUAGUAAUUGUUUCUAAUAGGUUUUAUAGAAAUUAUUACUAACAGAUUUUGAAUCAAAUCAAGUAGAGGAAAUCAAAAAGUACAUUAAUAUUAGUAGAAAUUAUAUGAUUGCAAUGAGAUGUGAUUCUCUAAAAAAAGAAAGUAAUGCUUUAGAAAUGGCUUGUAAGAUGGCUACAAUAGAAUUACAACCUUCCCAUAGAAUCUUAACAUUAAGAUAAGCCCUUAGUAUAAGUUAUAAAUAAAAGAAUUUUAUUACAUGCUAAUAAAUUGCUAAAAAACUUAUUGAAUUAUUGAAAAAUGAUACUACUCAAAAACCUGAAGUACUAUAAAAUGCAUAAAAAGUAAGAAUUAUUAUUUAUUAUUAGUAUGAGAAAGCAUCUUAAUAAUAAAAUACAAAUGCAAUAUAAAUAGAUUUCAAAGAAAAUUGGCUGAAUGAAUAGCCAAUCUAUUCUGUAGAUACACUUAAAAAUCUUUAAAAUUAUAAAUCAUGUCCAUAUGAUGGAAGUUCAUAUGAAAAUGAUUAUUCAUCGCUUUGUUUGAUUUGUGGAUUGUGUUAAGUUGGUAAGGCUCCUGGUUUAAAGAGUCUUCAAUAACCUUGAGU
Molecule: messenger RNA, 3573 nt
Organism: Paramecium pentaurelia
Lineage: Eukaryota; Ciliophora; Oligohymenophorea; Peniculida; Parameciidae
Source: the annotation of a GenBank genome assembly